AUGGAUAAAUCUUGGAUGCACAAGAGUAGAUUGUCUAAAGAUUAUGAGUUGGGUGUGGAAAACUUCAUCAAAUUUGGAUUUUCUAAUACAACUAGCUCCUAUAUUCGUUGUCCUUGUUUGAAAUGUGGGAAUUGUGAAAAACAUAGUAGAAAGGGUGUUAGAGAUCACUUGUAUGUUAAUGGUAUUGAUGAAAGUUAUAAAAUUUGGUUUUGGCAUGGGGAAGAACUUCCUAACUCAUCCUUCUAUGAUGAAUCUUCAAAGUUUGACAUCCAUACAUGUGAAGAUCAGGAUGUUGGAAGUGUAAAAGAAAUGAUUGAAGUUGCUCAUGAGGAGUAUUCAAAAGACCCAACUGGAUUUGAGAAGUUGCUUAUUGAUGCUGAAAAACCAUUGUACGAAGGAUGCAAAAAGUACACAAAGUUGUCUACUCUAGUCAAAUUGUAUAAUUUAAAAGUUAGGUAUGGAUGGAGUGAUACUAGUUUUUCAGAAUUACUUGAAACUUUGAAGGAAAUUAUGCCUAAUACCAAUGAGCUCCCGAAUUCAUUGUAUGAAGCAAAGAAAACAUUAGGUGCAUUAGGAAUGGAAUAUGAAAAGAUUCAUGCAUGCCCGAAUAAUUGUUGUCUCUAUAGAAAAGAAUUUGCUAAUGCAAUUGAAUGUCAUGAAUGUGGUCAAUCAAGGUGGAAAAACGUCAAGGAUACAAAUGAAAGGAGAAAGCAAAUUCCCUCUAAAGUGAUAUGGUACUUUCCAAUCAUUCCACGAUUUAAAAGGCUAUUCAGAAGCAUUGAAUGUGCUGAAAACUUGACUUGGCAUUCUACUGAAAGAAUUAAUGAUGGUAAGUUACGACAUCCAGCAGACUCUCCAGCAUGGAAGUUAGUAGACAUGAAAUGGCCAGACUUCGGUUCUGAACCCAUAAAUCUUCGUUUAGCAUUGUCAGCCGAUGGAGUAAAUCCUCAUGGUGACAUGAGUUCUAAAUACAGUUGUUGGCCGGUAGUGAUGGUUAUUUACAAUCUUCCACCAUGGUUGUGUAUGAAAAGAAAGUACAUGAUGCUAUCAAUGCUAAUUUCAGGACCAAAACAACCAGGGGAUGACAUAGGCAUAUUACUUAGCACCACUAAUUGA
Molecule: messenger RNA, 1116 nt
Organism: Cucumis sativus (cucumber)
Lineage: Eukaryota; Viridiplantae; Streptophyta; Magnoliopsida; Cucurbitales; Cucurbitaceae
Exons: 1
Coding region: 1-1116 (371 amino acids)
Source: RefSeq, a predicted model, not a curated record